Echinops telfairi (small Madagascar hedgehog) is the source of this 2762-nucleotide messenger RNA. RefSeq names its product SPT2 chromatin protein domain containing 1 (gene SPTY2D1). Gene Ontology annotation, cellular component: nucleolus. NCBI's taxonomy places the organism in Eukaryota, Metazoa, Chordata, Mammalia, Afrosoricida, Tenrecidae. The record is from RefSeq and is a predicted model, not a curated record. Gene Ontology annotation, biological process: regulation of DNA-templated transcription; nucleosome assembly. Gene Ontology annotation, molecular function: DNA binding; histone binding. The transcript has 6 exons. Bases 194 to 2188 code for a protein of 664 amino acids.
GAUCCGCGCAGAUCUUCGCUGUCCCGGGAAAGUGGGAAGGCGUACGGCAUUGGAAGGCGCCGGAAGUGGUCGCACUCAGCAGUGGUGGGAGCGGGAUUGGCGAGCCGCUUCUCUCGGCGAUACGGCUGGGCGCCUCGGUUAGGCUCGGUCGGCCUUUUCCGGGAGCCUGCCCCUGUCUGCCCCCUCGGCCAACAUGGAUUUCAGGGAAAUUCUCAUGAUCGCUUCCAAAGGACAAGGUGUCAACAAUGUGCCGAAAAGGUACAGUUUGGCAGUGGGGCCUCCCAAAAAGGACCCAAAAGUUAAAGGUGUCCAAUCAGCAGCAGUACAAGCUUUCCUCAGAAGGAAAGAAGAGGAGCUCCAACGGAAAGCUCUAGAGGAGAAAAGGAGAAAAGAAGAUCUAGUGAAAAAGCGAAUUGAGCUAAAACACGACAAGAAAGCAAGAGCCAUGGCCAAGAGGACCAAGGAUAAUUUCCAUGGUUACAAUGGGGUUCCUGUUGAGGAGAAGACGAAGAAGAAGGUGGCAAUGGAGAGCCACACUGGCCAGGGAACGGACCAGGAGUAUGAGAUGGAAGAGGAGGAUGAAUACUUAGAAUACAAUCAAGCAGAGUCUGACCAGGAAUACGAGGAAGAGCAAGAGCCUCCCAAAGUUGAAAGCAAGCCAAAGGUCCCCCUUAAAAGUGCCCCACCACGUAUGAACUUCACCGAUCUACUCCGGCUAGCUGAGAAGAAGCAGUACGAGCCAGUGGAGAUCAAGGUGGUGAAGAAAACCGAAGAGCGGCCGAUGACUGCUGAGGAACUCCGGGAGCGAGAGUUCCUGGAGAGAAAGCAUCAAAAAAGGAAAGAGACAGAUGCAAGACCACCUCCAACUGGAUCCAAGAAGACACCUCCUCAGAAAGAUAGUGUGGGCGCAAAACUUGGCAAAAGUUCUGGGGACAAGGUUCCUUCUUCUAAGGGAACCCCCUUUCCUCCUGCUGAGAAGAAAUCCAGACCCAGCACAGCCAGUGAGAAGCCGUUUGGUUUGUCAUCAUCUAAACCCAUGUCAGGCGAAAGGACCAAGGCAGGGUCUGGCAAUUGUUCCCAGCCCACCCUUCGUGAAGGCCAGGACAGACCUGUUUUCAAUGGGGCAGGGAAGCCCCAUUCUACCCAAAGUACCCAAAGGACUUCUGCCAGCGGCUCUCAGAAAUCUGCUACUGAGCACAAAACCAAAAAACCUCCUUCCUGUCCUAGCCAUUCCAGGCCUGGGCCCACAGUCACCCCAAACAACAAGGUGAAGAGUCCAGGUGUCAGGCAGCCAGGUAGCAGCUCUCACGCAGCCCCUGGACGCCCCAGUACAGGAACUAGCAGACCCGUCAUGGGCUCUGACCCUGGGUCCAAGCGCCAAAAUUGUAGCUCUAGCUCAGGACCUGACCGGUCCACCAGUGGGACCAAGAAGCCAGCAAGUGACUCAUAUCCUUCUGGGCGGACAGGCAGUGGCACAAGUGGUCCUGGGCGGCCUGCAAACACCUCCAGUGGUUCUGGGAAGCCUGCAGCCAGUUCCAGCGGCCCUGGGCGGCCCAUCAGCAGUCCACCUGACCUUCGGCGACCAUUGAGCAGUUCAGGGCCCUCCCCUGGGCGGUCAGUUGGCGGCCCUAGGAAAUCAGGAAGUGGCGGAGUUUCCGCUGGAAGGACUAUCAUUAGACCAGCAAACAGCAUGAGACAUGGGCAAGCAGCUAGUUCUGGUCCUCCUGUAAAGCCCAGGUGCACUGUUGUCUCGGAAACAAUUUCCUCCAAGAAUAUAAUUUGUCGGUCAAGCAACGGACAGAUGAAUGGAAUGAGACCUCUGCUAUCUGGCCACAGACCUACCCAAGGUUUUCAAAGGCUUCCCUUCCCCUCUGGUUACAAAAGACCUCGAGACUAUGAUGAGGAGGAAGAUGAAGAGUACGACUCUGAAAUGGACGACUUCAUUGAGGACGAAGGAGAGCCUCAGGAAGAGAUAUCCAAGCACAUUAGGGAAAUCUUUGGCUAUGACCGAAAAAAGUACAAAGAUGAAAGUGAUUAUGCCUUACGUUACAUGGAGAGUACUUGGAAAGAACAGCAGAAAGAAGAGGCAAAGAGUUUAAGACUUGGUAUGCAGGAAGACUUAGAAGAAAUGAGACGUGAAGAGGAAGAAAUGAAACGUCAAAAGGCCAAGAGGCUAAAGCGGCGCUAGCUGCUGCUUUGACCUCUUGUGGCCUUCUGGAGACACUGCUGCAAGGACGGCUGCCUUCAGACGGAGGGCCCCUGGCAUUUUUUAUUUUUACUUGGGUUUUCAAGGAGAAGGACGCACACUGUGCAGGCUGUCAUUUGAGCACAAAAUAUCUUAAACUCCUUUCCAGGGUGAAAUCUUGUACCCUAGGUGAUCCUGCUCACCGAAUGCUCUUAUGAAGGGAACUGUCCCACAGGUGCCAGCCUGGAUCCCGAUGAGCUAUGCACACUGAAGGGGGGGUGGGGAGGGCAGUCCACAGCCAGCCAGUCUCCUGUUACACUUGAAAAGGAAAAAGGAUUAGAGCUUGACUUGCGUGGUCCUGAGGUGUGACUAGGACAUGGCCGAGCUCCCAAUUAGGCUGACUUUUUAUGAGGAACUGGUGGCCCUCCCAUGAGUGCUGCCAGCAAGGAAGUGACCUGCCCUAACCUAUAUGUUUAGAUUGAGAACUUGAAGAUGUAGUGUAGGCUUUAAUUAUAUGGAUACCAUCCCUCUGAUGUUAAAGUUUAAAAUAUUAGAAUAAAUUGUAUUCUGCAUACUA